AUGAAAAUAAACGAAAAGAAUUUGUGCGCUUAUGCCAUUUCGGCAACGCCAGUCGAUCGCGAGGGUUAUUUGAAUAAACGGGGCGAAGUGAACCGGAAUUUCCAACGCCGGUACUUCAUCCUGAAGGGGAACCUCCUCUUCUACUUUGACAAGAAAGGGGACAAGGAACCUGUCGGUGUGAUAAUACUGGAAGGCUGCACGAUUGAACUGGAAGAGGACGAUGAGCAGUUCACGUUCAAAAUCGUCUUCCACGGGGCUAACAACCGCAGCUACAUCCUGGGGGCCGAGUCCCAGGAGUCGAUGGAGCAGUGGAUGAAGGCCCUAGCGUGCGCGGGCUACGACUACAUGAAACUGAUGGUGGCCGAGCUGCAGCGACAGUUGGAUGACAUUGAAGAGACCCCCUUGCCUGUGGCGCAAGCCGUGAGUUCGCCGGUGCCCCCGCCGCGGCAGCGCCACAACCCCUUCAAUAAGCCGGAGGCGGCGCCCCACCAACGCUCGCACAGUCUGCGCUCCAGCACCAACUCGGUUCGGCUGGAAGAGCCCCAGGUGCCGGAGGCGGUUCCGGCGAGCAAGAUUACGAUUACGUUCCGGGAGCUGCAUAAUGCUUACGGGAGGCCCAUUCUGCGCGACUUCAACUUCUGGAAGAGCGAGCAGAGGGCGGUGUUGGAGAAGUCGCAGACUGUGGAUAACUUGAUAAGUUUUUGAGGGGUUGAGUGAAAGUGGGUGGCUAUACUCAUGGAGCGAUUUAUUAAUAAUACCUAAUUAUAUGUAUAUAAUUAUUUAUAAAGUUAUUAACAUUUUAUGUGUAUUUACUAUUUCAACUAAUGUCAAUAAAAUAUUUACAAAUUUA
Tribolium castaneum (red flour beetle) is the source of this 850-nucleotide messenger RNA. It is a transcript of the gene IPIP, whose product is annotated as Inositol phosphatase interacting protein. Gene Ontology annotation, cellular component: trans-Golgi network; early endosome; recycling endosome. Gene Ontology annotation, biological process: receptor recycling; endosome organization; retrograde transport, endosome to Golgi. The coding region runs from base 1 to 705 and encodes 234 amino acids. The transcript has 4 exons. The record is from RefSeq and is a predicted model, not a curated record. Lineage: Eukaryota; Metazoa; Arthropoda; Insecta; Coleoptera; Tenebrionidae.